Laetiporus sulphureus 93-53 is the source of this 273-nucleotide messenger RNA. RefSeq lists its product as uncharacterized. The transcript is spliced from 2 exons. The record is from RefSeq and is a predicted model, not a curated record. The coding region runs from base 1 to 273 and encodes 90 amino acids. NCBI's taxonomy places the organism in Eukaryota, Fungi, Basidiomycota, Agaricomycetes, Polyporales, Laetiporaceae.
AUGAACAUGAUCUGCGCACCGUUGGGCCCCGACGCACGAGGAUUUUGGUUGGAUCGUUGGGUUGAGGACGGCUGGAAUCCUGCUUCUCCGCGCGUAUGUCUCGGGCGCGGAUUUGCGCUCGUACAGGUGAAUCUGAUCCAGUGCGCCUCGUCGAUGGAGGAGUGUAUCGGUGGGAUGUCCGCCGGUGGCAGGCCAGCUGCGUGUUGUCGUUGGGGCUAUAUGUUCGAGUUGAAUGACGAGCGGCAGAUGAGGUUCGAGGUCAUCCUGGGCUGA